Molecule: messenger RNA, 3035 nt
Organism: Haliaeetus leucocephalus (bald eagle)
Lineage: Eukaryota; Metazoa; Chordata; Aves; Accipitriformes; Accipitridae
Gene: LPL
Product: lipoprotein lipase
Exons: 10
Coding region: 24-1496 (490 amino acids)
Biological process (GO): lipid metabolic process
Molecular function (GO): lipoprotein lipase activity; apolipoprotein binding
Source: RefSeq, a predicted model, not a curated record
AGCGCAGGGAGAGAGGAGGCGAGAUGGGGAGGAAGGCGUUCCUGGCCGCCGCCUGCCUCUGCCUGCGCUGGGUGGCUGCUCUUGGCGCGGCCCCGGCAGCCGCCGGCGAAGCUGAGACCAAUUUUGAGGGAAUUGAGAGCAAGUUUUCCUUACGGACGCCUGCAGAGCCUGAUGAGGAUGUCUGUUACCUGGUUCCUGGGCAGGUGGACAGCCUGGCACAGUGCAACUUCAACCAUACCAGUAAAACCUUUGUGGUGAUCCAUGGGUGGACGGUGACAGGAAUGUAUGAAAGUUGGGUCCCGAAGCUGGUGGAUGCUCUGUACAAGAGGGAACCCGAUUCAAAUGUCAUUGUGGUGGACUGGCUAAUUCGAGCUCAGCAACACUACCCAGUGUCUGCUGCAUACACUAAGCUGGUGGGAAAGGACGUUGCUAUGUUUAUUGACUGGAUGGAGGAGCAAUUCAAUUAUCCUCUCAACAAUGUCCACUUGCUGGGGUACAGUCUAGGUGCUCAUGCUGCUGGAAUUGCUGGGAGCCUGACCAAGAAGAAGGUGAACCGAAUUACUGGGCUGGAUCCAGCUGGUCCUACCUUUGAGUAUGCCGAUGCCCUCACCCGCCUCUCCCCGGAUGAUGCUGACUUUGUGGAUGUCCUACACACCUACACUCGAGGCUCUCCAGACCGCAGCAUUGGGAUCCAGAAGCCUGUUGGACACAUUGAUAUUUAUCCUAAUGGUGGAGGUUUCCAGCCGGGUUGCAACUUGGGAGAAGCACUCCGUCUGAUUGCUGAAAAAGGCUUUGCAGAUGUGGAUCAGUUGGUAAAAUGCUCCCAUGAACGAUCCAUCCACCUCUUCAUUGACUCCCUCCUCUAUGAAGAAAAGCCCAGCAUGGCCUACCGCUGCAACACAAAGGAGGCCUUUGAGAAGGGUCUCUGCCUGAGCUGCCGGAAGAACCGCUGCAACAAUUUGGGUUACAAGGUCAACAGGGUGAGAACGAAGAGAAACACCAAAAUGUACUUGAAGACCCGUGCUCAGAUGCCCUAUAAAGUCUUCCAUUACCAGGUCAAGAUCCAUUUCUUUGGAAAGACUAAUAUGACCAAGACAAACCAGCCAUUCCUGAUCUCUUUCUAUGGCACUCUAGAGGAGAGUGAGGACAUUGCUUUCACACUGCCUGAAGUCUCCUCAAACAAGACCUUCUCCUUCCUGAUUUACACAGAAGUGGAUAUCGGUGACCUGCUUAUGCUGAAGCUGCAGUGGGAAAAAGACAGCUUCUUCAGCUGGUCAGACUGGUGGACUCCUUUUACAUUUGACAUCCAGAGAGUCAGAGUGAAGUCAGGAGAAACUCAGAAAAAGGUGGUGUUCUGUUCUCGAGAUGGCACCUCGCAUCUAAGUAAGGGAGAAGAGGCAGCAAUAUUUGUGAAAUGUGCAGAUGAGCCCGUCAACAGGAAGAGAGGAGGUGCCAAGAAAGCCUCUAAAGAAAAUUCUGCUGAUGAAUCUGCAUAAGUGACAAGAAUGAAGAUUUUCCACACUGGGGAGGAGGAGAGUCUGUUCAUCCCUGCGGACUGGAUGUUCAGAACCAAAUAUAUAGAAAUAUUUAUCCACUGCUGGCUUUUUGCCUGCUAUUUCUAGCUAUCUUGUAAGGAAGUGUCAGCAUACAAAGUUACUAACCAUAAAGAUACAUUACCCAAAUAAUUAAAAACAAAAAGAAACCUGCAAAACAACUUGCCAAAGGCUUGAGUGCUGGGAAGGAAUAAGUAAUUUUGCUUAAUCAUGGUGCCUUGUGACAAGGUUUCUCGACAUCAAAUCCUCUAUAGCAAUUUUCUAGUAUUUAUUGAAAAGAAGCAAAGCCCUGUACCUGGCUUUUCUUCCUUUUUAGGAGUAUUCUGAAGCUGGACAGGUUUUCUUCUGGCUUGGCUGAAUUUUCAGACAGCUCAGUAACUAGAGUUCAUUGUCUUCAAGUGUGUGUUUAGCAAAUGAGUAGGUUUCUCACGUGAAAGAACACCUUUGCUGUGUGUAUUACUAAAAGGUGUCAGGGACUGACUUAAUAUGGGGAUGAAUUUUCUAGUUUGUGGUUAUGAAUGUGUUUUACUGGGGGUAGAUGCCAGUGCUGCUUAGCAAUAGGUAUGAUCUGUUAAGCUAUAUACUUCUAUGCAGCUUACCCUGGAAUAAAUAGCAGUUGUAGGAGAAGACAGCAAUACCAGUGUCCUGUGCAGACAUUGAAUUUUUCAUGUGUGCUUUCAUUCCUUGAAAAUGAAACCAUCUGGCCUCCAACACUGUGUGAAUAAGGAACUACAAAGGAAUUGAGCUACUAGAAACUGCAGGAAACAGAUUUGUGUGGGUUCCCCCCCGCCCCGACUUGCUUGCAUUCCAUAUGCCAAAACUCUGACAGUUUCUCUGCUCUUUGACACCAAAUGUCAGUCAUGCAGCUGAGUGGCUGCUGUAUGCAGUCUUCAGUGCAAGUGAAGCUACUUUGACAGGUGACAAGCAUGCUCAUGCUUCCCUGUACUGGAAUUAUGACUGCCAGUGACCCACCUUGGUUUGUUGCUUGGCUGUGAUACAGCCGUAGAUCCUAGUAGCUGCUUGGUUUUCUGACUUGAGGUGGAAUUUGGCAAGGAGCAGGAGCUGUGACAGUUAAAAAGAGCCUGACUGUGUGAUGAACAAGAAUGAAUACUCUGAAAAACACUUGAAUUAGACAUGCUGCAAGUUGCCAAAAAUAAAGGGAUUCUGCUUCCCCUUUUUUAAGUAACGUGUAAUUUUUCUAGUGCUCUGAAAGGUUCAGUUAGCCCUCUCUUAGCUUUCUAGAAGAUAAACAAAAUACUGGGGAGGCAGAAGGGCUUGAAGGUAGGGACUUGGAGAAGUGUAAUGUGAGUUAUUGAUGCUGGUUUUUGUAGUCUUCCUGCAUAUGCAAGACUGUGGAGGUGGUGAUUUCACCAAUAUCAUCCCAUCUUGAAGGCAAAACCAACAUGUAUGUGUUUAUGUGCACAGUUUUUGUUUUUGGGUUGUUUUUUUUUUCUCCAGCCAUGGCUGCUAGUAUAUUUGGGG